AUGAAGUUCUCAAAGUAUCUGAACUCUGUCACCAUCUGGAAUCAUGACUACAUACCCUACCAGAAGCUAAAGAGAAAGAUUCUGGCAUUGCACUCUCACCACUCAUCAGGUGGCGUCGGAAAUCUAAUCGCUACGCCAGUCCUCAAUGAACUUGCUGUAACACCUGCCACUGUACCACAACUACUACAUAUGAUCGAGAGUGAAGUGGUCAAGGUGGACAGCUUCAUCAAGCAGAAGGAGGACGAGCUGUACCAGAGAUACCUCUACCUCCUCAGCCGAUUCAAGGCCAUCGACUUCUCCUCACCGUUCUCAUCAUUCCUGCUUCCACCUACUGGAAUCAAAAACAUCGAUGCCAACUCGAUCAAGGACAUCAACUCAAUGUUGGCCUUCCAGAAGGCCUACGAGGAUGUCAUCAAGCAACUUGCACAGCUGGACCAAUAUGCCAAGAUCAAUGUGUGGGCAGCCCAGAAGCUAUUGACCACUCUGGCCAAGAAGUCCAAGAUAGAGUCGAGAAGGAAGGGAUCCAUGUCGACAGAGACCAGUAUCACACCGGACUGGGCCAGUCCAGUCCUUCCUCAGAGUCUGCGUGGCUUCCAUCCUUCACUCCUCUCCAAUCCAAACACACCCACUCUUGUUGAGCCAUCGUCCAGGGAGAAGAUCGAAGUGUUGCCAAUGUUGUCAACACUCUCAACAUAUACUCAGCCAACAGCACCAGAGAUUGAGGAGUAUCUCACCAAUAAGCUUGGUCAUUUGGAGAUAACCAGCAGAGCCAAUCUCAAGAGGAUCACACAAGAGAUUGAGAAUGAGUACCAAGUGAUGACAGAGAGUGGUCUCUAUUUCCUAAGUCAUCCAAACAAUAACUUGUUGACUCCCAAGCAGAAGGACCUAUCAGAGAAUGUUAAACUACUUGUGAGAUAUACAAUUGAGAAUAACAUCAGUCAAGUACAAGGCGUGACAACAUUGUUAAAGAAACAAUUGAUCGACUUGAAGAUUGGCAAUGAGCAUCCAAUGUGGGUUGAGGCCAUUCACACUGUCAUUCAAAAGGCAGCAUACUUUGGUCAUGUGGAGAUGGCCAAGUAUCUAUUGGACCAGUUCGUGGAUGUUGUCGACCUGGCCUUUAUCAAUGAGGUCGAUCAACAGUUCAUUCAUAUCGCCGCAAGCAAGGGCAACAUUGACUUUGUCUCCUUCCUCAUUGAGCGUGGUGCCGACAUUCAAUGUGAGGACUGUCUCAAGAGAACUCCCCUCCAUCUGGCCGCUCAGAACGCCCACUACGACGUGGCCAAGCUCCUCCUGGAGAAAGGUGCACUGUUCGAUGUCAAGGAUCGUGACGGAUGCACACCAAUCUACCUGUCCAGUCGUCAGACGUGCGACAACUCCAAGGUGAUAGACCUGUUGGUGUCGUACAAGGCUGCCCUAUCCGAGGGACCCAACGGUCAGCACAUGAUCCAUGAGGCCGCCAGUCAUUCAAACAUUGAGAACAUGCGUGCGAUCCUUGCCUACCAAGACGUCAAUGUUCGUGACUCCUUUGGCCGCACUGCACUCUACGAGGUUGCCAAGUUUGGCAGCACCGAAGCCUUUUCACUUAUUCUCAGCAAGGGCGCAGAGAUUGACAUUGUCGAUGAGGAUAAGAGGACACCUUUCCACAUUGCAGCAGCCAAAGGUCAGAAGCAGAUACUCUGCAUGAUGAUUGACGUACUCAAGACACAAAAGGGAAUGUCAACACGUGACCUUGCCAAGCUGAUGAAUGCACAAGACAUUGAUGGACUGACCGCACUUCACGAGACAUCGUACUUCAACUACGUCGAGUGUACUCAGAUCCUGUUGACCAACCGUGCCAACCCAUUCGUGUUGGACAAUGAGGAGUGGUCUCCCAUCGUUCACUCACUCUACCGUGGCAACAUUCAGACAGCCUUUGUCGUUGUUGAGUACCUCAAGGCCAACCCCGACAUGAUCAACCCAUCGACACCACCUCUUCAAUCAAAGAACGUGUCUGUUGCUGUUCGUAACUCUCCAGGAGGAGCAUCAACACCCAAGUCACCCACCAUGACCAGUGCCAACUCUGUGCCAACACCCAACAAGAAGAUACCCAAGAGCUCAAUAUCCAAUGUCACCUUCAAGAUAAUGGCCAGUACCAAUGCCGAUCAGAGGGUUGGUUUGAUUGGUAACCGCAAGGCACUGGGCAGUUGGAGUCCCAACCAUCCAUUGUUCCUCACCAAGUUGAACGACACUGACCACGUCUGGGUAGGCAAGGCAACGUUGCCAACCAACGUGGCCAUCGAGUACAAGUAUAUCAUUUGCACUGGCAACAGAUUGGAUAUGUGGGAGUCGUUGCCCGCAAACAGGUCAUUCAUGCCCGAGGAAGAGGAUGAGCUCAUCGACGAUGGUACAUUUGGAGAGGCCAGCACCGACAGAGAUGAUUUCAUGGAGGAGGCCCGUCUACACCACGAAGAAGGCAAUAGUGGAAUGGACCCUUCUCGUCCCUCAUUGGCACAAUCGCAGAUUGUUGCUCCUCAGUCACCAACGCUACAGUCAAAGCAGGUCUAUGUGCAGAAGGGAUGGCUGGUGAAUGAGCACCAGAUCCGUUUGCGAUUCGGAGAGACAGUGCUAGGUGAUCCACAACGAAAGUUAGUGCAGCCAAUCAAGAUCUAUGGUGAUAUGGAGGUUGGCAGGAUGGUUGUUACACUCAAGGACAGGAAUGGUUCGACGCUACCAGGUGCCCAACCCUUCCAAAUAGCACUGCCCAUUCACAUGGAUCAGACCAUCACAUUCCAGACACAUGACAUUACUGAUCUGACCACCAUCCAAUUCGAUAUGUAUCGUAUGGGCAUGUCACACGUGCUCAUUGGACGCGCCAGUUUGCUUGCCUCUGACCUACUCGAUAAGAAGUCGUUCAAGUUCCGUGUGCCCAUUAUGAACUCCAAUCUCAUCACCAUUGGUGAGCUCUCCGUAUUCCCACUGGUCGUAUCACCAUUCAACCAUCCAAAUAUCACCGAGGUGUUGUCACAGACCUACUGGCGAUCGAUGCAAACCUUGCUCAUUGGACAUCGUGGCGGUGGUGCUGAGAGUGCAAGGAACGCUGGCAAGUACAAGCGUACUCACAUUGCAGAGAACACCAUCCUGUCAUUCGUCACUGCCGCAUCCUUGGGUGCACAGUACAUCGAGUUUGAUGUCCAGCUGUCCAAGGACAACGUGCCAAUCAUCUACCACGACUUUGAGAUCCAGUACAACGACUUCAAGAUACCCAUCAACAAGAUUCCUCUGAGCCAAGUAGGAAACAUCAGACAGAAGCGUCGUCCAACGCUGGCAAGUUUCCGCUCACAGUCCAUGAGCAACCUGGUCGUAGGCAGGGACUCCGAUUCGGGAGACGCCGAAGAUAAGCAUGUCCAAGACGAGUUUGACGCAGGACACGUACCCACACACCCAACCACCAUCCUGUCCGAUGCCAUGACCACCUUGGAGGAGACCUUCAAGCGAGUGCCAGAGGGAACAGGAUUCAACAUUGAGAUCAAGUAUCCAAGUGAGGAGCGUGAGAAGGAACUGCGUCUGAACAGUGUUGACCGUAACCAUUAUGUGGACAUCAUCCUGUCGAUGGUGUUUGAACUUGCUGGCAAGCGUCACAUCAUGUUCUCAUCGUUCGACCCAGACAUCUGUAUUCUCUGCUCACUCAAGCAACCACGUUAUCCAGUCUUCUUCCUGAACAACGGAGGCUUCGAGCAGCACACUGACCCACGAGCCAACUCAAUCAUGGAGUCGAUUCGUUUUGCCAAAUCAUCACAUCUGCUGGGCAUCGUCACCAACUCUCGUAUCCUUACAGAGGGUCCACCAAUUAUCAAGGCCGUCAAGCAGGCUGGAUUGAUGCUAUGCAGCUGGGGUCGCGAGAACAAUGAUCCAGCACUUGUAGAUCUGCAAGAGGGUCUCGGUGUUGAUGCUGUCAUCGUAGACCAUGUAGCAUACAUCCACAAACAUUACAAUCCAACUGAUUAG
Messenger RNA from Acytostelium subglobosum LB1, 3984 nucleotides. RefSeq lists its product as hypothetical. The coding region runs from base 1 to 3984 and encodes 1327 amino acids. Gene Ontology annotation, biological process: glycerophospholipid catabolic process. Gene Ontology annotation, molecular function: protein binding; starch binding; phosphoric diester hydrolase activity. The record is from RefSeq and is a predicted model, not a curated record. Lineage: Eukaryota; Evosea; Eumycetozoa; Acytosteliales; Acytosteliaceae. The transcript is spliced from 3 exons.